Cutaneotrichosporon oleaginosum is the source of this 3897-nucleotide messenger RNA. RefSeq lists its product as uncharacterized. Gene Ontology annotation, molecular function: ATP binding; helicase activity; RNA binding. The record is from RefSeq and is a predicted model, not a curated record. NCBI's taxonomy places the organism in Eukaryota, Fungi, Basidiomycota, Tremellomycetes, Trichosporonales, Trichosporonaceae. Gene Ontology annotation, cellular component: intracellular anatomical structure.
AUGCCACAAGGAAAUCGCGGACAUGGGAGAGGCAGGGCCAAUGGCCGCAACAAGGCCCCGCCUCCCCCAGCAACGAUUCUGCCUGGGCCAAUCCAUGACCGCCAGCAGAUUAUGAGCGAACAUGGCGCUGGCGUGACAAUCAAACAGCAGUGGGAGGAAAAUCCCAAGGCGCCGCUCGCCAACUACCUUGGCGGAGGAACCGGUGGCGCCACUAACCUUGGCGAUGGAGGCAAGGGCUUCCAGGUCGAGGAAGGCAUGAUUGAUGGGAAGAAGAUGUACCGCGUCUCCGUGUUGGUGGACGAGCAGGACAACAUCGUCGGCGUGGGAGACGCAACAUCGCGCAAGGAGGCCGAGAAGCUCGCCGCGCUGAGUGCUGUGCUCCAGCUCACUCGCGUCGGGUAUCUGGAGAAGGGCAGAGCCGCGGCAAAGAACGCGCCAGUCGCCGCAGCUAGUGCCGGCGGGUCCUCUACACCAGUCACCGGCACCGCUGAGACGGCCCCGCUGAGUGACGGCUCUCUCCUGACCUACGACCGGGCGCGCCAGUUCAUCGAGUGGUACUGCAAACAGUUUCACUUUGGAAAGCCUGACAUUGAGUUCUCGUCGUCGACCACCAAGGUCACCGCCCCAGCUGGCUUCCGCGGGCGCAAGGCCAAGGCGGCGAUGGGUCCCACGAACUGGGAGGCGGUUAUGACUAUCGGAGGUCGCCGUAUCGGGCAGGGCACUGCAACGAACAAGAAGGGUGCUCAGAUCCGCUGUUACCUUGACGUCGUGACCUACCUGGAAUCGCUAGACCGGGAUCUCUGGAACGACUUCAUUGAGGCUACCAAGAAAGACCCCUCAGCGGUGCUCGGUCAAGCCCCGCAUCUCGUCUUCAGUAUGUCGGACAUGCUAAAUGACGACGUGCAGACGCUUUGCAGCGAUAUCCGGCAUUCGCUUCUUUACUACAACGCCCCUCAACCCAACACGUCAGCGCCCGUGCCCCACAUCGCGCAGUCGUUUGGCCCGAGGCGACACUGGCAGGCGACGGCGUCGGAGCUCAAGGCGAAGUCGGACAAACUGCAGGACAGGCUGAUGCAGUACGAGACAGACCCUGCGUUGGAGAAGAUGCGCGCAACGCGUCAGGCUUUGCCCGUCUACACUCGCUCCAGCGACGUUUUGGCGAAGAUUGAGGUCAACGACGUGACCAUCGUUAUGGCGGCCACAGGUUCCGGCAAGACGACGCAGGUGCCGCAGAUGCUCUUCGACGACUACAUAAACCGCGGGGAAGGUUCCCGGUGCAACAUUAUCUGCACCCAGCCCCGUCGCCUCGCGGCUAUGUCCGUCGCGGAGCGCGUAGCGGAUGAGCGAGGACAGAACCUCGGCCAGGAAGUCGGCUAUCAAGUGCGAUUUGACAACAAGCCACCACAGCCCAAUGGCAGCAUCACAUUCUGCACGACGGGAGUCUUCCUCAAGCGUAUGCAGUCGUCGCUUGGUGCUCAAGCGCAGCCCGAAUCUGUCGCUGCGAUGGACCAAGUCACGCAUGUCAUUGUUGACGAGGUGCACGAGCGUGACAUUGACACCGACCUGCUGCUCGUCGUUCUCAAGCGUCUAAUUGCGGACCGUCGAUCGCGCAGGAAGCCGAUCAAGGUCGUGCUCAUGUCCGCAACAAUUGAUCCGACACUAUUCCAGAACUACUUCAAGGACGAGUACGGUCGCCCAGCUCCUGUGGCAGAGGUGCCGGGUCGCACUUUCCCCGUUACGCGUCACUACCUGGACGACUUUCUUGACGAGAUGCGCCAGGGACUGCCUCGCAACAUGGGCGGUUGGGUGUUCCAGGACGCUAAGACGGCCGAGUACAUCAAUCGCGAGAUGAGUCGCGACCCAUCAGUGUUCCAGCAGACGUCUGGCAUCAUGCUGGGCGAGCUCGACGUUCCUUAUCCUCUUGUCGCCCUCACAAUCGCCUUUGCGCUUAAGAAGACACACGACGGCCAUGUGCUCGUGUUCCUUCCUGGCUGGGACGAGAUCAAGAAGGUUGCUGACAUCCUUCUCGAUCCCGGGCAGUACCCUCUCCUGGGCAUGAACUUUAACGACGCCAAUCAGUACAGCGUUCACUACCUUCACUCGUCCAUCCCUGCUGCUGAGCAAAAGGAAGUAUUCCGUCCGCCAGCGCCUGGCGUCCGCCGUAUCAUCCUAGCCACCAACAUCGCCGAGACGUCCGUUACCAUCCCCGAUGUCGUGUACGUCGUCGACACAGGUCGCGUCAAGGAGAAGCGGUACGAUCCCGAGCGGCACAUGAGCUCUCUUGUGUCAGCGUGGGUGGGUGCGUCUAAUCUCGGCCAGCGUGCCGGCCGUGCGGGUCGUCACCGCAGUGGUGAAUACUACGGUAUUCUCUCCAAGCGCCGCUUCGAGUCGCUCGAGCCGAACCAGAUGGUGGAGAUGAAGCGCUCCGACCUGAGUGAUGUGGUCAUGCACGUCAAGGCGCUCAAUCUCGGCGAGGUGGAGGAGGUGCUCGGGGCCGCCAUUGAGCCGCCUGAGCCCUCGCGCAUUGUGGCUGCUCUUGAAACGCUGCGCAUGCUUGGCGCACUCGACUCGAACAAGAACCUCACGUCGCUUGGCCGUGUGCUUCUGCAACUACCUACCGACGCAGCCAUAGGCAAGCUGUGUCUCUAUGGGUCGUUCUUCCGCUGCCUCGACUCGGCUCUCACCCUCGCCGCCGUUCUCACGAACCGCGAUCCAUUCUUGGCGCCGCUUGCGCUGAAGCGCGAGGCUGAUGAGAUCAAGAACUCGUGGUCGCCGCUGGCUUUCCGCUCGGACCCGCUUGCCAUCGUGUCUGCGUACAAUCAGUGGUCGGCGAUGGACGACCGCGGCGAGUACACGACUGCGAAUCGUUUCUGCCAGGACAACUUCCUGUCCAAGCUGACCCUCCUGCAAAUCAAGCAGGUCAAGGGCCACCUUCUGCAAUCGCUCGACCAGGCCGGCGUCAUUGCCGUCUCUGCUGGUGACCGCUAUGUACCGCGCGGAUUCCGUGGGCGGGCCGAGGUGCCUAUGGUGCUUCGUGAGAACGACCACAGUCUUCCGCUGCUUGCGGCGCUUAUUGCCGUCGCUUCGGCACCCAACUUUGCGAUCCGCACGUCGGAGAAGACAUGCCGCACAUCUCAGGACAAGACAGUAUUUAUUCACCCGUCGAGUGUCAACUCCCGUCGCCGUGAGCAGGGCGGACCAGAAGAGCCUAGCGCGUCGUUCCACCCGGCUGAGAAGCGCUUGUACGCCUUCGGGGAGAAGAGUCGCACUGUGCAGCCUGGCAACCCCAACGCGGGCAUCACCAGCUUGCGCUCCGUUACUCGUCUUGACCCCAUGACGUAUAUGCUGUUCGGCGCGUAUGAGGUGUACGCAACUGGCCGCGGCCUCGAGUGCGACGGCUGGCUGCCCGUGACGGGCAAUCUUCACGCCCUUGACGAUGUGCAGCGCCUGAAGACAUACCUCGACACGUGCAUGCUGCGCGUCUUUGAGGGCCUGAGUAAGGCGCUCACGCGUGAGCGAGACACGCGCGUUCAAGCGAACCGAAACGCAGUGGACGUGCGCAGCGGCUCGAGUCGUAUCCGCGAGCGCACCGCUGAGCUCGAUGACGGCAAGGAGAAUGAGAGCGAGGACGAGGAGGACGUGCCGUCCAUAUCUGAACACGCGCGCCUUCAGAACGAGCUCGCGCGCCGACAGACACGCAAAAUUGAGCCACUGAGCGCUGAAGAAAUCCGCGAGCUGGGUAUGCUCACGAAGGACAUCGUGAGUAUCCUGGACGCUUACGCCGAUGAGCGUGAGGGAUCGCGGUCCACAUACAGUUCGCGCCCUGCGACGCCCGUCAACCGCAAUGUGUACCGCCCGCCCGGCGCACGUGGUGGGGGCGGCGGCAUGCGGUGGUAA